Medicago truncatula (barrel medic) is the source of this 1814-nucleotide messenger RNA. RefSeq lists its product as uncharacterized. The record is from RefSeq and is a predicted model, not a curated record. The transcript is spliced from 3 exons. NCBI's taxonomy places the organism in Eukaryota, Viridiplantae, Streptophyta, Magnoliopsida, Fabales, Fabaceae. Bases 250 to 1500 code for a protein of 416 amino acids.
AAACAAACAAGACAAAGGGACUCCUGCAAAAGUAUGCGACAGGGACAUGACAACAAAAGUAGUGCAUAUGAAUCUGAAUCUCUCUUAUGCUUCCGUGUAAUAUGGGAUUCCAUUCCACAUCUCAAUUUAGCAAGGCAAAGUCUUCUGAGUUCUGAAUUAAGACAGACCAGUUCUGAAUUAAGUAAGAUGCUGCUGGAUCCAUAGAAAACUGCUUUUUAAAUCAGGCCAUUACUUGAAGAUCAAGAAGUAAUGGCAAAUUUCCAGAUUCCAAAAAAAUUAGUAUCUGAUUGGAAACCUAGCAAUUCAAUUAAUGAUCAGAUUCGGGCGGAUUCAGUCUGCAUGGCCGGUAAUCGGAAUUCUGAUAAGUUACCAGAUAUGAAAUGGUGGCUACAUGUGAAAAGUAACUUGGAUUGUGAACCAAAUUAUUCCUGCAAGACUGAGCUUGGUUCAUUCUAUGCUGAAUUUCUUGAUGGAAAUGUCAAGAAUGGAGAAGAUCAAUCUAUCAUUGACUUUGACGAUCUUUCUUAUAUUGGAAGUGAUAAUUUAUCGGUUGAUCAGCCUCAUCAUGUCUCUCCUAUUACAUGUAUGAAAGACAACAAUAAUGCUAGAAUGCGAAAAAUUGAGGCUUCAUUGAACAAUGAUUUACAUUUUACUCCCAAGAAGAAAGAUCAGAAGGACUUCGGAUUUUCAGAUGUUGGUUUUUUGGACUGUGAUGUUUCCAAUUUCUUGGUCUCAGAAAAAACGUCAUCACAUUUGAUGGGAAACGAGAAACCUGGGCCUUGGUGGCGCACUGCUGGUAAAGAUGAGUUGGCCUCCUUUGUUGCUCAGAGAUCUGUUGAGCAUGUUGAAAAUUGUGAUCUCCCUCAUCCUCAGCCUAAGAGUUUUGCUCAGAGAUUCUCUAAGGGUGUUGAUCAUGAUAAGAUUCUACCAUCAUCUUUAAACCAGAAAGCUGAGACUGGUUCUUUGAAUGCCGAUGGUUAUGCAUCUGGAACAACGCCUACUUCAAGCUGUUCUUUUCAGGAUUCUAACAGUCGUUUCAGUUCCGGCCAGAGCAAAGAUUCUGGCUCGAUCAACAAAGAUUGUCAAAUAAAUCCUGAGAAUAGCAGCAUUACUGAGCUGUUAGAAGCACUGUGUCAUUCUCAAACAAGAGCAAGAGAGGCUGAGAAAGCAGCGCAAGAAGCCUACAACGAGAAGGAGCAUAUCCUGAGUCUUUUCUUUAAACAGGCUUCUCAACUCUUUGCAUACAAACAGUGGUACUACAUGCUGCAGCUCGAGAACCUCUGCCUUCAACUCAGAAACAAAAACCAACCAUUGCUAAAUCUCUUUCCACACAGGCGAAUGCAACUUAAGAAAAACCGCAACAAAGCUGAAAAGAGAAAGAUUAAUAACAGAAAAUGUGGGAUUGGAAAAUGUGUCGUCGCUUUUGCAGUGGGUUUAAGCCUUGCUGGUGCAGGUCUACUUCUUGGUUGGACCAUGGGAUGGAUGUUUCCUUCAAUGUAAAUAAUGACAUCUGGGUUCAGACAUUGACUAAGGUUGUUUGAGUGCUUCUUCUAUGCUCUUCUUGAGUUUUAGUUCUUUUGUGUUGAUAUGAUUCAAAAGAUUGUAUAUAUGAUGGUAUUGGUAUCCAUUGGUUCAAUUUCCAUCAUUUGUAAAUAUUCCUCCUUUGUUAAGAACCGUUAGUUGUAUGUAUAUAUUUAAAGAUGACAUUUGUGUAGAAACAAUGUGGGUGAUGUUUGCCAUGCAAGGCUUUGUAUAUACUACAUGUAUGUCUGACUGUUCAUUUCCUUGAGAAAAUCUUUGAAAUUUUUGCAUUA